This is a messenger RNA of Patiria miniata (bat star), 3514 nucleotides long. RefSeq names its product fructose-2,6-bisphosphatase TIGAR-like. The coding region runs from base 137 to 1252 and encodes 371 amino acids. Gene Ontology annotation, molecular function: fructose-2,6-bisphosphate 2-phosphatase activity. NCBI's taxonomy places the organism in Eukaryota, Metazoa, Echinodermata, Asteroidea, Valvatida, Asterinidae. The record is from RefSeq and is a predicted model, not a curated record. Gene Ontology annotation, cellular component: cytosol. The transcript is spliced from 6 exons. Gene Ontology annotation, biological process: fructose 1,6-bisphosphate metabolic process; negative regulation of programmed cell death; fructose 2,6-bisphosphate metabolic process.
UUAUUACCAGACACCGGUAAAGCACGGCAUGCGAGCUGACAAAAAGCUGAGCCCAAAUCGCCUAUAAAUUCACCAGCUCUUGUGCGAUUUUGGCAGAACAAGCUGUGCAGCCAAGGCGUGCGAGCUGUCUGAGGAGAUGGCGAGGUUCAUUCUGACGCUUGUGAGACAUGGCCAGACAAUAUAUAACCAAGAUGGUAUCAUCCAAGGUCAAAUGGACGUUCCAUUGUCUGAGGAGGGGAGGAAGCAGAUCUGGCUUCUGGCCAAGGCAUUAGAGCAGCACCGAUUCACCAAGAUCUUUGCCAGUGACCUCCAGAGGGCGACAGAGACUGCUCAAGCCAUUGUGGACCAUGGAACAGUGGAAAGGCCGAAGGUCGUCACAGAUCAAAGGUUAAGAGAAAGGGGUUAUGGACGCUUGGAAGGGAUACCAGUGAAGGAGUACCAGGGACAAGCCAGGAAAGGCAAACAUCACAAACAUUUCACUCCAGAGGGAGGAGAAACAAUCGAUCAAGUCAGAAAACGUGCCGUUUCCUUUUUCAAAGAGCUGUGCGAUGACUUCCUAGAGGGUAAUGCACUCCAAAACCCUCCCACAAAAUGUACAGCCACUAAAAAAACCCUCAAGUCUGAGGAUGGUACGAACUCGUCAGCAGCAACUCCUACAAAUCCAGAGUCUUCCAUUGCAUCGUCAGGGGUGAGUGCUUCCAACGAGGUGGACGUGCCUCCAGUUGAGUUCACAGUUGGCCCAUCAUCAGAUGAUGAGGAUCCCAGAGACCAAGCUGACGGAAGUUCAGAAGGCCUUACAAGUGACGUCCAAACGUGCCUCCCUUCUAAACCUCAACAGAGUGGGAGUAAAACCCCUCAAUACCACAGACAGUCACCCCUCAGUAACCAAUACGCCCCCAAUGUGACCCUGUCGUCAUCCUCCAUGGGCGGGAGUGAGUCACAAGAGGGGGCUAUUGAGAUCUCCUACUCUGAGGGCAGCCUCUGCAGUCAGGACACUGACGAUUUUGACGAGGACGUGGACCUGGAAGGCAUGGUGGCAGACAUCCUGGUGGUCGCCCACGGCGUCCUGAUCCGGGAACUGAUGCGGUACUUCAUCGAGGACCUCAACUGUUUCGUGCCCAAGGGCCCCAGCCUUGCCAAUCGGGUCACCUUCAACACGGGCAUGUCCAGAUUCCAAGUGGAUCUCCUGGACGGUUUCCCGAAGAUGGAGUGCCUGAGUAUCCAUCAGAUUGACCACCUGCAUCAACUCUAGCAGUCACAAUUGCCUACAUCUGGUCAGGUUUUUUUUUAAACUUUUUUUCGUUUUUGUAAUAAUUCAGGGAAGUGAUUUUUAUGUACAGUACCACACUGCUGUAAUAAACACUACUCAUUUAACCAUUGCCAAUUCAGUUUUUGGUUCCGAGUUAUAAAUUGUAAACAGUAUUAACAGCAUUACAUUAUUUAAUGUAAUUUUCAUGCAAUAUUGACUUGAAAUAUAGUGACUUACUCGAUUUGACUCUUGAGGACUAUAAAAAUGUGGAAAUAAUUUAUACUUGAGGGCCUUUCUGGACAAUUUCCUACCAUUCACUGCUCACGAGUAUUUCUCUUGUUUGCGCACGAGCAGCAUUUUGUGCAGCGGUUUUGAGCAUGUUCUUGUGGAAAUUGGUUGCAAACGUGCAUGCUUUGUUUUGUUAAAGUAUGCCCUCACUUGGGUCAAGUGAGUUGUCCACAUGGCCCCUUCUGUAGUUAAUGUGCAGUGACGGUACGCCGUAGAAGUGGUUACGCCAUACGCCAUUGCCCGGGGCGAUGUGUCUACACAAACUCAGCCUUACGCUAGUAAUAGCGCGGUAUCCACGUUUCAUCAGUUUUUCAUCCGUUAGAAAAGAAACGUAAAGAAAUCCGUCACAUUCUGAGUGAUAACUACAGUCAGCUACGAAGCACCGUCCUAUUUUCCGGUCUUAUUUAUUCUAAAUGUCUGAGAAAAUUCAAAUAGAAAAUUUUUAACAAAUCCUUCGGUAAAAAUGGUGGACAAGACAUUGUUUUUGGACACAUCACUAUUGGAGACGAUCCGCACGACAUCACACUUCUACGGCGUAAAGGGUCUUUCAAACUUGAUGAGCAUCAAGAUAUCCAGUAAAAUCAGAUCGAAGGCCAUUUCAAAGGCUGACUUUUUUGUCUUCAAAUUAACAAUUAUAUUACUUUUAAUGUACAGUGUAGUCACUUUCUUCAUAAAAUAUAUUGACAAAAUUUAGGUUAAGAUUUUUUAGUUUUUAAGGACCCUUAUCUUUUUAAUUCACUGCUCGAUUUUGUUUUUCAGCAAAACGAUGAAAAAAGAAAAUCUCCAAAUUCUGUGAUUAAUUAAGACAUUGCAUUUGUAGGCAUGUGGUAAUAUUAAACAUGACUUUAACAUUUAAAACACAGAAACUGUCUUACACCAAUAUUGUAAUUGGCCUAAAGACAGUCAUAUUAUCGCCUGUAAAGUUGAAUGUAUUAACAACUACCUCGUUAUGUUUGUUAUGCUUUGUAUGAUUACGAGAUGUGACCUCAGCAAUUAUUUUGAUGACAUCAUCAUUAUUAUUCUACUCAGUGCCUUAACUUUAUACGUGUAAAUAUAUCUUCAUAUAAAACUUAAGCAUGACACAAAGUAUAUUGUAUAUAGACAAGAGUAUAGUUAACAACAUUGAGAGAGGUAUGGUGGUGUAAAUGCCUUCAACUCUCGCUCCAAACCUUGUUUGGACAAGGUUGUAGUUUUUGUUUUAGGUUUUUGUUUGGAACUUCAGAACAUCAGAGGAAUGUAUCAUUAAAAUACGUGUAUCGUUAGAAUUCACAUCUUUUGAUGGAGGUUUUUGUCAGUUGUAAUCGAGUAAUUACAAGCAAAAUUGUAAAACUUAGUACUGUCACGAGAAACGGGAUAAAUAACGCUAAAAGGAAUAUCAUUUUCACAGCUCAUGUGAAUCGCCUGUCAGUUGGGCAGCCUGCAUGACUGCAUGAUCUGUGAUUGACUUGUGACAACUUCAUUACAAACUUGGUUCCUGUUUCAAUUUUUGUAUGCAACUUCAAAACUGAGAGUUAUUGCUUUCAAAAAUAAUAAAAAGCUGCUUCAAAAUAUCAAGUACCGUAUGGUGGCCUGAAAUGCAUAAAUCGUGAAAAAAUCAAUUCAACCCUUGUAACAGAAGCUUUUUUCAAGAGAGAUUUUCUAGAACUUUUAUUAUAAAAUCCUUCCAAUAGUCUCGGAGAGAACCUUUCAUGAUUAUUAAGUAUUAAGAAAAUCCAGAAUUUCCAAGCCUCACAAUUUUAAGUGAAAAUACAGCAUAAGAUGAACGGAUGUCAACUUGCCUCAGAGCCAGGGAAAAGGUAAAACAGGCCAAAAUCCCACAAAUGUUUCUUACAGUUAGCAGAAUUGUGUGUUGUCUGUAUUGUACUUUCUUGGUUUUUACCUCAUAUUUUUUAUAUUCAGUAAUAACUUUUAAUAAACUUGUUAUCUCAGAAGUUCCAACUUAAAGGUAUUAUACAAUAUUUGCAAACAUCAAAAAAA